Messenger RNA from Penaeus indicus, 2155 nucleotides. Its product is annotated as UPF0389 protein CG9231-like. The coding region runs from base 104 to 604 and encodes 166 amino acids. The transcript has 3 exons. The record is from RefSeq and is a predicted model, not a curated record. Lineage: Eukaryota; Metazoa; Arthropoda; Malacostraca; Decapoda; Penaeidae.
AGGAUGGCCGAGGGACCUUUCCUCGCGCCGACUGCACCCCAGCGAGGCAUUCACUCUCGGGAGCUUGAGAAGAAAGGUGUUCAAAGCUAAACGGUGAUAAAACAUGGCGUUGCGAGGAACACUGGCCAGACUGCCUGCUCUGAGGUCUUCGCUUGUGACCACAAGCCCAAGAAUCGUGGCGGUUCCUGCCAGGCAAACCCACAGCACGGAGGAUAGGCUCCAGGUAGCCCCCGCCGCUGGAGCGGUUGUGUGUAGCAGUGCCAUUCCUGUUGGAAAAUUAGGACUGAGAGAUCACCAUAUCAACAGGCUGGAGAAGUAUUUGCUGGUUUGGGGAGGAAAGUACAACAGCAUCGCAGAUGUCCCUGACUUGGUGAGCCAAGACACCCUGGAACGCGCCCGUAACAAGGCAAGAAUCAAGAUCAACAUCUGGAUGGGCGUCGCCACCCUGCUCGGCUGCGUCUACAUGAUCUGGUCGGGCAAGAAGGCCCACCGGGAGGGCCAGUCUCUCCUGGCCAUGAACGCGGAGUGGCACAGGAGAGUGAACGAGGAGGCGAGGCUGGCCAGGGCGAGAAAGGAUCGUCUGGGGGACAUGGCAGAGCUGUAGGGAGGGAAUCUCUGCUCACUGGGUGACGCUGAUGUGUCUUUAGCUGGAGGGAUUGUUAAACCUAUUUCUCUUUUUGUGUUUUUGAAAGGCUAAGUGAAGGGGUAGGAUAUGGCUCCGGCGUCAGGGAAAGGCACAAAGGAAAGGAAACAGCGCGUUUUCGUGGUACGUUCUUCAGAUAACACUUUUCAGUAAUGGGGAAAGGUGUUUAUUUCUUGAACAAUCUGAGAUUCUAUUGAGAUAGCAUUUGAACCAUGCUUCGCAUGCGUUAUCAUAUGGCAAUACCCAUGGCAAAACUAGGUUUGUACAGUUUAAUGAGUUGGUGUUUUUUUAUGAUGACUGGAUAUUGACUGGAACAAUGUCUGGAGAAUAUCCACAGUCAAGGAACUAGAACCUCAUUACAACAGUGACAUUCCUUACCAAUCCCCGCGAGAUGUACUGUGAUGAACUGGCCAUUCUGGAAGGCAGAGGCCAUGCUUUUCGAUGUAAUAGUUCAAUGCAGGAAAGUGUGAUGGCUUAUAAUGGAACUUCAGAUAGGCUAUGUGUGCCUACGUCUGUCCCUAAAAGGCCCAUUUGCUGGAACCCAUUCACUUCCGAACGGCUGCUCUAGAUGCUGGUUCUCACACCUCAGUCCAUGGUGGGAAUCUUGGCAUUAGUGGCGGCAUGCAGCUUAGACGCAGGGAAAGUGUGCAGUCGUCUGUUGACUAUCGCCUUGCAAAUGGGCUCUUUCUAGAUGAUACUUGUUUAGCAUCUCAGUUCCUCUGCCUCCCAGCUGGUCUUACAGUUCUAUCUCCUACCUCCGUUGCCUUUGAGAAAUUAACAAUCUGCCAUGUACUAUUUUAUUUAAAAAGUAGCGAAGGUAGUAAUGUAUGUAUGUCCCUAUCAACAGGCUGUGAAUGAGCAGUUUUUGGAAAUUGUUUCGCAAAAAGAAGAGAGAAAAAAACAUGAUAUUUGUACAAGAUUUGACAAUGCUUGUAACUGACGCAGGAUCGUGAUAUUUCAUUUCACUUCUUAAACCAUCAUUUCUGUGUUCGUGAAGCAAUGGUUUUCCUGCGCUGGCCAAAGUCUUUCGCAUGAUUAGCAAAAUAGUUCAGUACACACAAGGUAUCUUUCGUAAUACUGUCCAGUUAUUUUACAAAGAACAUACCUUAUAGGUAUAAUAAAAGUGACCAUAUUUUGAUGUCCAGAAGUCAAGGAACAAUAAAUAUGAAGGUAUAAAUUACAGCAGUUUAUGUACUUUUUAUAAUAUCAAUUCAGUGUCAGUGGUUCUUAGGAAAUAUUGUGAUAUUUCAUCCAGUAUAAGAAAAAUCAGUUUGAAUAUAUACCGCUUUUCAAUAGAUACUAGCUUUUCCAGGUUAUAACAUAAUAUAUAUAUACUUUAAACUACAAUCUUUAUUUUUCAUAUUGUAGAUUUUCAUGUUAUAACAUGUAUCACCUUAAGGUGAAUGUGAUGACAAUAACAUACCACAGUCAAUUUAUAAGUCUAAUAAACAUUUGUUUUAUAAAGUGUGUUUUAUUGAACUGUUUAGCUAAGCUAAGGAGUCAAGAUUUUCU